UUCCUUUAGAAAUUUCACUCAAUAGUUAUACUCUGUUAACUACAAAAUUUUUGGGGUAAAAAUUGUGCAAGUGUUUUUAAAGCGAUGAAAGUACCGAAAACUCCCGAUUGGGUCUCUACGCUGUCCCUGAAUCAGGCGGUCCAGACCAUCCUUGGGGAUGGUGAUCACAUCCUGACGGUAGUUCCGAGCGUCCACCUCAUCCAGUUCCGUAACUGCACGGUCCUUCUUCCCAUCCGGGUGAAGGUCCAGUCACCAGACUUCACGAUAAAGAAGUUAUCCUUCGUGCUGAAGGCCCCACACGGCAGUGACUUCCAGGCCAGGUUGAUGAGUCAGCUGAAGCUGUUCCUUCGGGAACAACAUGUCUACCACAAUGUCCUACCCAAGUUGGAGCAGCUGUACAGGGAGGUGGGCAAGGAGAUAACCUUUGGCCCAAGGGCUUUCAAGCUGGACCACAGCAUCGGUGUUCAGUACAUUCUACUGGAGGAUCUCAAGACCCAGGGAUAUAGAAAUGUUGUGCGGCAAGAGGGGUUCAAUGAAGAGUGCCUGAAGCAAGUGCUCAAGAAGCUGGCCCAACUCCAUGCCGCCUCCGUCGUGUAUGUGGAAAAACAUGGGGCUUUCAGCAACCUUCUGACCAAAGGAGUCUAUACUAUGGGCAAUCGAUCCGUUCUCCGGGAGAUAAACGAUCCGGACAUCUUUCUUUCGCAGCUGCGACGAUGGCGCAUGGGCGACCAUUUCCACAAGCGAUUCGUGGAGAAGGAGCAAGAUCUCGUAGAUAGGUUAUUGGAGCUUCACGUCCCCGAUCCCAAACAAUUCAAUGUCUUAAAUCACUGCGACUGCUGGGUGAAUAAUGUAAUGCUUAAGUUUGACGAUAUCGGUCAAGUGGUGGAAACCGCCCUGCUCGAUUUCCAGGUGGUAAAAUACGGAUCUCCGGCUAUUGAUCUUUACUACACCAUCCUGUCAUCCGCCGAGAAGGAUAUUAAGUUAAACCAGUUCGAUGAAUUGGUACAGUAUUACUUCUAUCAUUUGCUGGAUAAUCUCAAAGUUCUGAGCUGCCAAGGCACUUUGCCGCAACUACAGGAUAUUCGCGAUUCCCUCAGUAGGAACGGGCUGGCAGCCUAUGUGGUGGUGACUCGCGCUCUACCCAUUGCGAUGAUGAGUCAGUUUGAGGACGAGGUCAACGAACGAUAUGCCUCCAAAAUGAAGUGUGCCAUGUUCACCAACCGAAAAUACAUCCAGGCGAUGAAGGAAAUUCUGCCCUGGAUGGAGGAACGAUUCCUGCUCAAUUAG
This is a messenger RNA of Drosophila subpulchrella, 1287 nucleotides long. RefSeq lists its product as uncharacterized. The transcript is spliced from 3 exons. Bases 85 to 1287 code for a protein of 400 amino acids. The record is from RefSeq and is a predicted model, not a curated record. NCBI's taxonomy places the organism in Eukaryota, Metazoa, Arthropoda, Insecta, Diptera, Drosophilidae.